Neodiprion fabricii is the source of this 834-nucleotide messenger RNA. It is a transcript of the gene Fcp3C, whose product is annotated as follicle cell protein 3C-1. The record is from RefSeq and is a predicted model, not a curated record. NCBI's taxonomy places the organism in Eukaryota, Metazoa, Arthropoda, Insecta, Hymenoptera, Diprionidae. The transcript is spliced from 4 exons. Bases 266 to 730 code for a protein of 154 amino acids.
UCACCAAUACCAAGGAAUCAGCCAACAGUUGUUGUGCGGUGCUGCAAUUUAUUCGCAGGUAUUUUGCACACCAAGCAAUUUUUGCUUUCUUUGUUGACCUCAAUGUGUAAUUGUUGACGCUGACAAUUUUUCCGAACUUUGCAUUAUGUUGCAAUCAGCAGAUUUAAAACGUAUUUGGAUAAACGCGAAAAUCAUUAUUUAAAUCGUCAUUCAAGUUCCAGUCAUUAAACUAAGAAGUGUCUAAUUUCUGCUACAGCUUAUUACCAUGCGCCUACAAAUUCUGGCGGUGAUUUUGUGUGCGUCGCAAAUCUAUGCGGAUGAAACGGCACAGAUAGCAACGACAAGUAAUGAGACAACGACCGAUGCUCCUACAACUGAAACAACGCCACUCGGUUGUGUUUGCGGAGUAUUUUUGAGCGGACAGUUCAAGAAGGGAAGCAAGGAACAACCCAAAGGGAAUCCAGCUCUACUCCAUGAACAUCCGGACGAUUUUCCUUGCUCAAUUGUCGGGAACAAACUCUGUACCAACAAAUGCCUCGACGCUAUUGUCAAGCAUCUUCCCAAUAGUCCAGCGAUUCUUUGUGGAUCAAUUGAUCGUGAUUGUCACAAAGAAAGGGCAUACUUGUUUAUAAAGAACUGCAAGGACGAAUGGAUAAAUACAAAUCUCUCAGCUGGACGCGAAUACUGCUGCAAAGAUGGAUUGUCGUACAAGUGUCCAAUUUUAAGCUGAUUUGAAAAAAGAUGACGGUUCAUAGAAUUGUAACAUGCAUGUACUUGCAUGUUUUUUUCGAUUAUAGGUAAUUGGCUGUUUAAUAAUAAACGUCCUUCCACAAG